Ostreococcus tauri is the source of this 1278-nucleotide messenger RNA. RefSeq names its product Helicase, C-terminal. Gene Ontology annotation, biological process: P-body assembly; cytoplasmic stress granule assembly. Bases 1 to 1278 code for a protein of 425 amino acids. Gene Ontology annotation, molecular function: mRNA binding; RNA helicase activity; ATP binding. The transcript has 2 exons. Lineage: Eukaryota; Viridiplantae; Chlorophyta; Mamiellophyceae; Mamiellales; Bathycoccaceae. Gene Ontology annotation, cellular component: cytoplasmic stress granule; P-body. The record is from RefSeq and is a predicted model, not a curated record.
AUGCAGGGAUACGGGUACGGACACCCGCCGCAAGGGUACGCGCAAGCGCCGGCGCCGGCGCAGCAGCAAAAUGGAAACUGGAAGGACACGCUCGCGAUUCCGGCGAAGGACACGCGGUAUCGCACGGAGGACGUCACGGCUACGAAGGGUAAUGAGUUCGAAGAUUACUUCUUGAAGAGAGAACUCCUGAUGGGGAUCUUUGAGAAGGGUUUCGAGAGACCUUCGCCAAUUCAGGAGGAGUCGAUCCCGAUCGCGCUCACAGGACGGGACAUUCUCGCGCGGGCAAAAAAUGGGACGGGUAAGACGGCUGCGUUCAGUAUUCCCAUCCUCGAAAAGGUAGACACCAGUAAAAAUAUCAUUCAAGCUGUGAUUUUGGUACCCACGCGAGAGUUGGCGCUGCAAACGAGUCAAGUUUGCAAAGAGCUUGGAAAGCACUUAGGGGUCGCUGUCAUGGUGACUACGGGAGGUACAUCCCUAAAGGACGACAUCAUGCGCUUACACCAACCAGUGCACGUUGUCGUCGCCACCCCCGGUCGUCUCGUCGACCUGGCGAGUAAGGGCGUAGCCAAGCUGGGCCAAGCCACGAUGCUGGCCAUGGAUGAGGCAGACAAGCUCUUGUCCCCUGAGUUCCAACCCGUUAUUGGUCAAGUCAUCAACUUCAUGGCCAAGAACCGACAAAUUCUACUCUACUCCGCGACGUUCCCAGUGACCGUCAAGGACUUCAAGGAUAAGUACUUGCGCAAGCCGUACGUCAUUAACCUCAUGGAGGAGCUCACUCUGAAGGGUAUCACCCAAUACUAUGCGUUUGUCGAAGAAAGGCAAAAGGUUCACUGCCUCAACACGCUCUUUAGCAAGCUCCAAAUCAACCAAUCCAUCAUUUUCUGCAACAGCGUUACUCGUGUUGAGUUACUGGCUAGAAAGAUCACGGAGCUCGGAUAUUCAUGCUUCUACAUUCACGCCAAAAUGAUUCAGGCGCACCGUAACCGUGUUUUCCACGAUUUCCGCAACGGCGCAUGCCGUAACUUGGUGUCGUCGGAUCUCUUCACUCGUGGUAUCGACAUUCAAUCCGUCAACGUUGUCAUCAACUUUGACUUCCCGAAGAACUCUGAGACGUACUUGCACAGAGUUGGUCGAUCUGGCCGUUUCGGUCACUUGGGUAUCGCUGUGAACCUCAUCACGUACGACGACCGAAUGAACUUGUUCCGCAUCGAACAAGAGCUCGGCACGGAGAUUCAACAAAUUCCGUCUCAAAUUGAUCCGUCUAAGUACUGCCGCUAG